AUGGCAGAAGCUCAUUCAGCUGUAGCAUUCUCCUUUGCAAUCACCCACGAUGGUUGGGAUGUGAACUUUGACCGUGAAGUACUCUACCUGGUUUGGGAAUCUGGGUUAAGAUCGUGGAAGAAGCGCCUCGCCAGAUUCAGGAACAGCAUACACAAUGGUGUCUAUCCAGGUCAUCUGCAGUCCUUAUAUGUACUUUGGACAUUACUGGUUGCUGCCCAUUUUGGAGGGUUCACUAUACCCUUCGGUCUGGUACAGAAAACUUUAACUGUUUUACCAGGGGAUUCUACAAUGUGGCAAGUUACAGCGUGCCUCUUAGCAGCGCUAACAAUGUGGCUGUCUGUAAUAUUUCUGAUGAGAUACAUAUUCAAACUACUCCUCAUGUACAAGGGAUGGAUGUACGAAUCCCGCUCGCCGGGCACAAAACUAUCAAAGAAAACUGUGCUCUGGGCCACGAUAGUCAAAGUUCUCUCUGGAUGGAAUAAGCCGAGGCUUUAUAGCUUCCAAGGUUCACUACCGCGGCUGCCUUUACCCUCUGUCAAUGAUACUAUGAAAAGGUACCUAUUGAGCGUUCGCCCCCUACUUGAUGAUGAAAACUAUAAGAGAGUGGAGAGGCUCGCCAAGGAGUUUGAGACAACGAUUGCUGUCAAACUCCAGAGAUACCUUGUUCUGAAAUCAUGGUGGUCAAGCAACUACGUGUCUGACUGGUGGGAGGAAUAUGUCUACCUGCGCGGGCGUUCCCCUCUCAUGGUGAACUCGAACUUCUAUGGAACAGACACAUUACUGCGUCCUACUUCAGUGCAAGCGGCAAGGGCGGGAACAAUUAUACACUUCUGCCUUAGAUUCAGAAGACUUAUCGAGAGGCAAGAAUUGGAACCGAUUAUGUUACAAAACAUGGUGCCGCUCUGCUCUUGGCAAUAUGAAAGGUUGUUCAACACUGUACGUGUUCCCGGUGUAGAGACAGACAAGAUAGUUCAUUAUCAGGACUCUACCCACAUCACCGUCUACCACAAGGGGAAAUACUUCAAGGUCAUCGUGUAUUCUAGAGGUCGUCUCCUCAAUCCAGCUGAAAUACAAAUUCAAAUUCAGCAAAUAUUAGACGACAAAUCGGAACCGGUGAUCGGCGAAGAGCGAGUAGCGGCACUAACGGCCGGUGAACGCUCGCACUGGGCCCACAUCCGUCAGACGGACUUCAACCGUGGUCAUAACAGGACUUCGCUGCACUGUAUCGAACGCGCCGCCUUCAACGUGUGUUUGGAUGAUAACGAGUAUGGUUUCAACGAAGAUGACCCAUCAACCCUGAAUGAAUAUGCACACAUUUUAUUACAUGGUAAAGGCCACGAUCGUUGGUUCGAUAAGUCUUUCAACCUUUGCUUCAGUACAAGCGGCGCUGUUGGAUUCAAUGCUGAACACACUUGGGCAGAUGCGCCUGUUAUGGGACACCUCUGGGAGUAUGUUAUUCUAACCGAGCUAACAUGGGGAUAUUUACAAGAUGGAAACGCUAGAGGGGCAGUUGAGGCGCCGCCGCCCGCCCCUACUCGUCUCCAGUGGGACCUCGAUAACGAGGAUCUACUGAAAAACAUCGACACCUCAUACAACGUCGCGCAGAAACUACUCAACGACGUCGAUCUUAGGAUUAUGAUGUUCACCAAAUACGGGAAAGGAUUUAUGAAAAGCCUCCGCGUCUCACCCGACGCGUUCAUCCAAAUGGUGCUACAGUUGGCGUACUACCGUGAUGCCGGGCACUUUUGCCUGACGUACGAGGCAUCUAUGACCCGUCUGUUCAGAGAGGGCCGUACGGAGACCGUUAGAUCUUGUACUAUUGAGAGCUGCCAAUGGGCGAAGGCGAUGGAAGAUCCUAACGCUUCGGUGGUGGACAAGUUAGAACUGUUCCUGAAAGCGAGUGAACGACACAAGAUCGGCUGUCAUGACGCGAUGACGGGGCGUGGGAUCGAUCGUCACUUGUUCUGCCUGUACGUGGUUUCCAAGUAUUUAGAACUGGAUUCACCGUUUCUUCAGGAGGUGUUCAAUGAACCUUGGAGGCUGUCCACCAGUCAGACACCAUAUGGUCAGACGAGUCUCCUGGAUUUGAAGAAGUAUCCCAAGUGCGUUGGCGCCGGUGGUGGCUUCGGCCCAGUUGCUGAUGAUGGCUACGGCGUCUCCUACAUCAUCGUUGGGGAGGACAUGCUAUUCUUCCACGUGUCCAGCAAAAAGAGCUGCCCAAUUACGAGCUCAAACAAGUUUGUCAAACAAAUUGAAAAGUCGCUGAUAGACGUCCAAGAGCUUUUCAUUGAAUACAAGAAAAUAAAAAAAAUUAAUAUUCUAGUGUUCUGGUUCUAUGGUCCUGCCAUUGCUGCUCUUGUGUUCACCUUAGGAGUUACAGGUGUUCUUUAUAAUGCUCAAGAUCUAUUGUUAUAUUACCCGAAUGACCCACCUGACUCAAGGGCCUUUGUUUUACAACCUAGCAAUUACAAGCUUCCCUAUGAGAGUAUUAAAAUAAACACAAAGGAUGGAAUAAAGAUACAUAUGUUUCUGAUUAAACAACCAACGAAUAGCAAUCGUGUACCUACUAUGUUGUUUUUCCAUGGAAACGCUGGCAAUAUGGGACAGAGACUAGCAAAUGUAUCCGGUUUCUUUCACAAGUUGAAUAUUAACAUUCUGAUGGUUGAAUAUCGAGGGUAUGGCCUCUCCGAGGGUACUCCAUCUGAACAAGGUUUAUAUAUAGAUGCCCAAACUGCCUUUGACUACAUUACACAGAGGACAGAUAUUGAUAGGAGCAAAAUAUUUUUAUUUGGAAGGUCUUUAGGAGGAGCAGUAGCAAUCGACCUUGCCUCUAGAUUGGAGAACAGAAAUAAAUUGUGGGCUAUGGUAGUGGAAAAUACAUUCACAAGCAUUCCAGACAUGGCCAAAAUUAUCCUUAAGUGGAAAUGCCUCUUUUGGCUUCCACAGCUGUGUCAUAAAAAUAAGUAUUUGUCUCUAAAGAAGAUUGGCCAGGUUCUAACACCUACCUUGGUGGUAUGCGGUACAAAUGAUGCCUUGGUUCCACCACCUAUGGGCAAAGAGCUAUAUAUGAGAUGCGGAGCUAUUUGCAAGAAAAUGAUCGAAAUGCCAGGUGGAGGCCACGAUAACACAUGGACAUGUAGAGACUAUUAUAACUCAAUACAACAAUUUUUAGUUAAUGUACCACCAUUGCCAGAUAAUAUCAGUCCCUUCUUUGACAAUGAAGAUAAUAGACACAAAGUUGUACACAUUGUAUAG
Molecule: messenger RNA, 3255 nt
Organism: Leptosia nina
Lineage: Eukaryota; Metazoa; Arthropoda; Insecta; Lepidoptera; Pieridae
Source: the annotation of a GenBank genome assembly